Molecule: messenger RNA, 1981 nt
Organism: Ornithodoros turicata
Lineage: Eukaryota; Metazoa; Arthropoda; Arachnida; Ixodida; Argasidae
Exons: 2
Coding region: 73-1632 (519 amino acids)
Source: RefSeq, a predicted model, not a curated record
UUCCUCCUUAUCUCCAGCGCUGCGCGCACAGCUGUGUCUGGAGUUUCGUGCGACAGUCUUUCACACCUUACAAUGGAUGACAGCUUGCCUGGUCCAAGUAGACGGAUAACAACUCUGCCAGGAGAACCAAGUACUUCUGAUGAGAAAGGAGCAUUGCCACCUUGCUCCUUUGGACCACUGGGCUGUCACCAGAGGACAGCAACGAGGGAGAUAUCACUACGGUGCUUCGGGGAGUUGACUAAGGAACAACGGAAGUUGAUAUGUCUCCGUACAAGGCGCACACCCGAUACAAUUGCGGAUAUAUGUGCUCACCACCUCAACAUGUAUUGGAGAAAAUACAUGUCAAGUGUCGCUCCCAAAAGCUGCAUCAAUCCCUUGCAUCUACACACAACUACACGACGAGGUACGAAGACGGUGACCAUCACAUUGUGCGAGAGAUUUCCACAUUUGUCACUCGUGCCUGGCAAUCGCAUCUGCCCUUCAUGUUACAUGCAUAUUCUUAAGACCAACCCUGAGACAGCAGUCGCUGAGCAAGAGCCUGCCAAGGACUCCGCGUCAGAACGUGCCCACUCGUCGUCUUCAUCCUCAGCAUCGCCCCCACUCGCAUCGGAUCCCCUGCCAGAGGAAAGUACUCUGGACGCUCUUAAUGCUUCUCUCGGAGCCGUCGGUGAAACCCCUGUCAGGAAGGACCGUAGUUACAAAAGACGUGAGCCAUACGUGGAGAAAAAGUUGAAGAAAAUUCAAAACCGAUUCAAACACAUGAUAUCCAAAAAUUUGAAUGUGAAGCCACGACAAGAACUCGAUGUUCUUUCACGGGAAUACCGUGUUCUGUUAUCUGAAAUUAAAACAGCUAUCCAAAAAGCAACGUCCCGAGGGAAGAAAGUUUCGCUUCUGACCCUGGCAUCAAAAUCCUGGACGAAAAGAAGGAUAAUGAGGUUCUUUGGUGUAACCGAAAGAAUGGUCCGUCGUGCAAAGAAGCUCAGGGAAGAAGCAGGAAUUCUACCAGACCCAUCACCAAAGCUAGGAAGGCCCCUGUCCGACGAAAUCAAAACGGCAAUAAUAGACUUCUACAAUUCUGAUGACAUCUCUUACUCGCUUCCAGGCAAAAAGGACGUACUGCAGGGUCAUCAGAAGAGGAUCCUUCUGAUGAACUUGCGCGAAGCAUAUCGGGUAUGGAAGAACCGACACCCCGAUCAUGAAUGUGGAUUUUCCACAUUCGCAGCACUACGCCCCAAGUGGUGUGUUAUUGCAGGAGCACCUGGGACACACAGCGUUUGCGUCUGCGUUUAUCACCAAAAUAUCAAGUUACUCAUUCGGGCCUGUGGUCUCAAUGAGGAUUACAGGGAACUCCUGCGGCUAGUGGUGUGCAACACUGACAAGCAUGAUUGUAUGAUGGGGAAGUGCUCGUCAUGCCCAGGCUCACUUAAAUUGAAGGAGUAUCUGGAGCAGCGCGAGCCCUUCUCUCUUGAGCUCGACAGUGAUCUCACAGUGCAGCAGUGGGUUCACAGCACACACUUCACGUUGGACAGUAUUACCAUACCAAAGGAAGAAAUACUGGACCGUUUAUCUGACCAGCUAAGUAAUCUGAAAUCCCAUCACUAUACACUCUUAAACCCGUACCUUUUAUUGUAACUUUUAGAAACAUGUAACUUCUGUAUAGACGUAGAUUUCGAGAUUUCUUAUAGGUUACACCACUGUAACGUAUAUUUAGAGGUUAAAAGCGACCAAGGUCAUGUCUUUACAACACGAAUAGAAGUUACAUCUAGGAAAAAACAAAAACAGCUUGUUGUAACUUAUAAAUGUACCCUCUACUCCGACACUGUAACUUCUAAGCGAAAUCUCCAACGAUAAUCUCUUUGUUAGUUUCUUAUCGUUUGUUUUCCUUUUGUUUUUCAGCAUAAUGCCGCGUUUCAGCCUCCCAUUCGAGACGACAGUUGCGAAUCUACGCUGUUAUUUUUUAUCUGUUUCAGCAUCACCUAUA